Phytophthora nicotianae INRA-310 is the source of this 735-nucleotide messenger RNA. RefSeq lists its product as hypothetical. The record is from RefSeq and is a predicted model, not a curated record. Gene Ontology annotation, molecular function: protein binding. Lineage: Eukaryota; Oomycota; Peronosporomycetes; Peronosporales; Peronosporaceae. Bases 1 to 735 code for a protein of 244 amino acids. The transcript has a single exon.
AUGGCAGCCGAAGCUGGCCAUGUAGAGGCAGUUCGUUUUCUUCUAAGUCACGGUGCCAGAACGAACAGAAGUGCGUGUCCCGAGGUGACGGCGUUGGCUGCAGCGGCGCAGAAUGGGCACGUGGAGGUGAUUAAGUUGCUGCUACAGAACCAUGCUGAGAUCGAUGCGCAUGACGAUGAUUGGGACUCUGCAUUGCACGAAGCUGUCUAUGGUGGGCAGUUGGAGGCAGCCCGUGCACUGGUCGAAGCGGGUGCUAAUGUGAAUAAAAAAAAUCAAAGUGGUUGGACAUCGAUGAUGGCGGCAGCACAUCGGAAUUUCGGGGAUAUUGUCGAGUUACUGAUAUGGAAAGGAGCUGCUCUUAACAUGAAGACGAAUGACGGGCGUACUGCGCUGCAUAUUGCAUCAGAAGAGGGUCAUACAGAGGUGAUUCGCUUGUUACUCAGUCGCGGCUCCUUGGUGGACGCAGUAGAUCGGUUAGGACGUACACCGUUGAUGAUGGCGGCGUACCGUGGUCAUAAGGACACAGUGCAGCUUUUGCUGGAUAAUGGGGCUAGCUUGGUGCGAACGGACAAGAUGGACCAAACACCGCUUGAAGUUGCCUUAUCGAACAGUAAGAUCGAUGUCGCAACAUUGCUAGUUUACAACGAGCCUCAAUUUCGCAGACGAAGAGAGUCGUCAUCUGCGUCAGCAGAACGUCAAACGAAAAGGCGGCGUGCUGCUAAUGUAAGUCCGUAG